GGGGGAGUGAGUAAAGGGCUUGGAUACGAAAGAGGCCCACCACAAAUAAUUAAGUAGUCUCCUAUUCCAAGUUGGAACAAUAUUAGACAAAAGAAGCAAAUCUAAUUCGUAGAAACUAAGCAAAGCAUCAGAUCACAUCCAGUGAUGGCGGAAUCAGGGCGGUGGUCGGUGCCGGAGAUGGGCGGAAUCCUAUCAAAUAAGAUCCCUAAGGACGAUCUCAAGCCUGGUGAUCACAUCUAUUCUUGGAGAAACGCUUACCUCUACGCUCAUCACGGUAUAUAUGUUGGCGAUGGUAUGGUUAUCCAUUUUACUCGAGCUGCAGGUCAAGAGAUUGGAACUGGAACAGUUUUAGACCGUUUCAUAUUCAGCUCAUCUCCUUCACAUCCCUCUGACUCCCCAUGUCCUAGAUGCGGUGAUCAAUCAAGGACCGAAGGUGUUAUCUCAUCAUGCCUGGAAUGUUUUCUUUCUGGGGGUGAACUCUAUCUUUUUCAGUAUGGUGUCUCCCCAGCUCUUUUUAUUGCUAAAACUCGAGGAGGAACAUGCACUCUUGCCCCUUCUGAUCCACCGGAGCACGUCCUUCACCGUGCUAAAUUCCUCCUUCAGAACGGUUUUGGGGCUUACAACAUAUUCAAGAACAACUGUGAGGAUUUUGCAAUCUACUGCAAGACCGGUUUGCUAGUCUUUACAAAUAUCAGUGUAGGCCGGAGUGGGCAGGCGUCAUCCUUUUUAGCUGCCACAACAGCUAUUGUUUCAUCACCACUGCGCUUUCUAACUACAGGCGUUUCUGGUCUGGCGGUUGUGGGUUAUGGUGUUUACUGUAUCAGCCGGUAUGUUUCUGAUAUUGGUGUACGUCGUGAUGUCAUGAAGAUCCCUGUUGAGAGACUUAUCCCAUGCCCUGACCUUCCAGAGUCUGAGCCUGCUGCUACUACUACUGAUACAUCAAAGGAAAAGGGGUCGUAGUUCUAUGUAAGUGGACUUCAUUUAUAUGGAUCUCAGGUAGGGUACUACAACAUACAUCAAUGUUGUAGGUGUUGUUGUCGUCAUUGCUUUUUGUGACACAGGUUUGGUUAUUAUUGAAACAUUGGUCAUUUUAACCGGCCUUGUGUUCAUUCUUCCAUCAAGUGAAUGCCUUGAUGUGAUUGUAAAUUGUUUAUGACAAUGUUCCAUGGUUUCGAAUGAAUGUAGUGUGUGUUAAAAAGAUGGUUAAUUAAAGCUGGAAAAAUCUCA
Molecule: messenger RNA, 1227 nt
Organism: Lycium ferocissimum
Lineage: Eukaryota; Viridiplantae; Streptophyta; Magnoliopsida; Solanales; Solanaceae
Product: protein LEAD-SENSITIVE 1
Exons: 2
Coding region: 145-960 (271 amino acids)
Source: RefSeq, a predicted model, not a curated record